AUGUGGUGGCUUUUGUUGAUAAGAAUCGGGGCCUCGCAGUUGUUGACCUGCAUACAGUACCGCGUGGCCCUCGCGUGGUGGAGGAAGCAAGGCUGCGGUUGA
Messenger RNA from Plenodomus lingam JN3, 102 nucleotides. The record is from RefSeq and is a predicted model, not a curated record. NCBI's taxonomy places the organism in Eukaryota, Fungi, Ascomycota, Dothideomycetes, Pleosporales, Leptosphaeriaceae.